UUUUUUUGGUUCCGAUCCCUAUUUGCUUCCCCCACCCCCAUAAUCAUCACGUCUCCAAUUUUACUCUCUCACUUGCUUUUCAAUCAACUCGCCGCUGUUUCUCAGUUCCACACUUCACUUCUCGCUCGCAAAUUUCACUGUGUUCUCUGUUACAACACUCGCGCUUGCUUCCUAAAAAUGGGCUCUGUAUCGCUAAAAAUCGGAGACGGCACAGCAAGAUUCAAGAACAGGGCUUCCGUUUGCUCCUCAGCCGUAAAUGUCCUUAUGAUCUGCUCGGUACUCACCACAAAUCUCUUUGCUUUUUACGCUUUCACACACGCGCCCAAGCCCCAUCAAACCCAUCUCCUACUUCACCAGACCCACAAGAACAUCUCCCUCAUCUCCGAGCAAGUCUCCUUGAUUCUCAGGGAGAUCGAUUCCUCUCAGAAGAAGCUUGCCCAGGUGCAGAAACAGCUCCUAGGGUAUGAAAGCAUUGAUCUUUCCAGACCCAAUGUUGCUGCUGAGCUGAGGGCUUUUUUGCUUCACCACCAGCUCCCUCUGGGCAAAGAUUCAAGAACUGGGAUCACUGAAAUGGUGGCUGCUGUGGGCCAUUCUUGUGAAAAAUCUGUAGAUUUGCUGUCACAGUUCAUGAACUAUAAGGUCAGUGGGGCUUGUCCGGAUGAUUGGAGUCUUGGGCAGAAGCUGAUUUUGAGGGGCUGUGAGCCUUUGCCAAGGAGGAGGUGCUUUUCCAAGACUAUACCUAAGGUGGGUUUACAACCUUUUCCUAUUUCUCUUUGGAAGAACACUAGUGAAAAGAUUUAUAGUUGGAGUGGCCUUGCUUGCAAGAACUUUGCUUGUUUGAAUUCCAAGAAAUUGAACAGAGAUUGUGCUGGUUGCUUUGAUAUAAUUAGUGGGUAUGAGACUCAGAAAUAUGUUAAGGCUAGAGGGAAGAAUGAUUUUCUGCUUGAUGAUGUGCUCUCAAUGGGAAAUGGUGGAAUCAGGAUUGGGUUUGAUAUUGGUGGUGGCUCUGGAACUUUUGCUGCUAGAAUGGCUGAGAGGAAUUUGACUGUGGUGACUGCAGCUUUGAAUAUUGAAGCACCUUUCAAUGAGUUCAUUGCUUCAAGAGGGCUUUUUCCGCUUUAUAUAAGUUUGGAUCAUCGAUUCCCCUUUUAUGACAAUGUGUUUGAUCUGGUUCAUGUGGGAAAUGGACUGAAUGUUGGUGGCCGCCCUGAGAAAUUGGAAUUCUUGAUGUUUGACAUUGAUCGGGUUCUUAGGACCGGAGGGUUGUUUUGGUUGGAUAACUUUUAUUGUCAAAGUGAUGAUAAGAAAAAGGUUUUAACUCGGUUGAUCGAGGCAUUUGGAUACAAGAAGUUAAAAUGGGUUGUGGGAGAGAAGAGCAAUGGGUCAGAAAAGUCGGAGGUGUACCUGUCUGCUGUCUUACAGAAACCAGUUAGAGCAUAAGUACAUCGGGAGAUCAGAGUAGUUUUGCUAGCAGUAAAUUUCUAUGCAAUGCCGGGAGAUGCAUCUUUCCAGACGAGCUUAUGGAGAGUAGAUUUGUGACAAGUGCUUAUUGGUAAAUUUUCAAAAUGACAUCUCCAUGGUUUUCCCUCUGAAGUAGAGAGAUUUGUGCCUGGCCAACCACUCCCGUUGCAACCUCAUAUCUCUUUGUUAUAUGUUGUUAACCGAACAAGACAAAUUAGUGUAGAGACACCCACCCACAAAUAUAUAACCAUAAAAAGAAAAAGAAAAAGAAAAAAACAAAUAAAAAAACAAAACCCCUCCCUUCCUGUAGCUGUGCCUCCUCCUUACUUCUCUGAUGAAAUUUAUUCAGAAUUACUGCCAACCCAACAUCAAUCUGGAAACCUUAGAAAGGAAGGUGGAGUGUAAAUUUAGGAAAUGGAGAU
This is a messenger RNA of Ipomoea triloba (trilobed morning glory), 1883 nucleotides long. RefSeq lists its product as uncharacterized. The transcript is spliced from 2 exons. The coding region runs from base 178 to 1440 and encodes 420 amino acids. NCBI's taxonomy places the organism in Eukaryota, Viridiplantae, Streptophyta, Magnoliopsida, Solanales, Convolvulaceae. The record is from RefSeq and is a predicted model, not a curated record. Gene Ontology annotation, molecular function: methyltransferase activity.